AUGAGUCCAGCUAAUGCAAAAGUGUCCACUAAAAAGACGGGUAGAAAAAGGGCCCACUCGCCUGAAAAGACUGAUAGCGACAAACAGACUAAAAAACGCGUCAAAGGGGUUGAAUCUAACAAUGCCGCUGUAGGAGGAGAAAGUGAUGGACAGGUCGAACCACAUGCAGUACCCGCCGAUGUCGUUGGUGCCGCGGCGCCCACCGAUCGCCCACAAGCACCUGAGGCAACCGACGAGGCGGAAGCACCAAAGUUUAUUGGCACUUUCGACUUGUACGGCAUGGAUCUCCCUUUCCUCAACAGCGUCUAUCUGCCCAAAGGAAGUUCGACCGUCAACCCGGAGGCUUUAUACAAGACCAUUCUCACCUAUCAGGCCAAGUCGGAUCGGACCGCCCAACUCAUCUUGCCCGACAGCGGGCCCGGAAGUGGAAAGCUGGAUUCGGGAGUUUUCUGUGACCCCAUGGAAGACAUGCCGUUCGACAUUGUGGCGAGGAAUAUAAAGGAGGUACCUAAGUUGUCCUUCAAGUCUGUUUUCGGCCGUCCGGAUGCACAGCACGGGGCAUGGCAGGGCGUUGGAGUUACGGCGUCCCUAGUGAUUGAAGACGGCGGAUGCGGGAUAGCAUCUUCGUCGGGCAGUAUUUCGAUGCAUCCGAUGUGGAGGAAAGUUGAGAAGAACGGCGACAUCCUCGAAUUAUUUGAAGGAACACUGACCUUCCGCGUCAAAUAUAGCUCCAUGUACUCUCGAAGGGGUCACGGAAGCGGGCAGAAUGAAACUAUUGAUUUCUGGGCCGUUCGGGGAAGGAAAUGA
Psilocybe cubensis is the source of this 807-nucleotide messenger RNA. RefSeq lists its product as uncharacterized. NCBI's taxonomy places the organism in Eukaryota, Fungi, Basidiomycota, Agaricomycetes, Agaricales, Agrocybaceae. Bases 1 to 807 code for a protein of 268 amino acids. The transcript is spliced from 4 exons. The record is from RefSeq and is a predicted model, not a curated record.